Molecule: messenger RNA, 2074 nt
Organism: Pollicipes pollicipes
Lineage: Eukaryota; Metazoa; Arthropoda; Thecostraca; Pollicipedomorpha; Pollicipedidae
Gene: Abp1
Product: Actin binding protein 1
Exons: 9
Coding region: 342-1736 (464 amino acids)
Biological process (GO): postsynaptic actin cytoskeleton organization; neuron projection morphogenesis; positive regulation of dendritic spine morphogenesis
Cellular component (GO): postsynaptic membrane; postsynaptic density; cortical actin cytoskeleton
Molecular function (GO): actin filament binding
Source: RefSeq, a predicted model, not a curated record
AGUCCCCGGCUGAAUGUUUGUAUAGAUGGCAUCUUCGUCGCGUGUCAAAGUGAAAUGCGCGGUGCGUAGAGCCGGUCGCCCGACGGAGAUUGGUGGGGUAGAUUGUUAAGGCGAAAUUUGUGGUAGCGGAACGUGCUUGAAGAUCGUGAUUGUGGAAGAAGUGUUUCUCGGACUGAUCGUUGUGGGGAAGACUGGGGCAGCAAGUUUGAGAAGGUCGUCUGGUGGUCGCCAUAUCAGGCUCCGGUCUCAAGUUUGGCCUCGGUACCUAUGAUGGUCCUUUUCCUGUUUGAAGGAGGAAUUUGGUGAUUUAGACUUGAACUAAAAUUUGCUUGAAUUAAGCCAUGUCAAUUGAUUUGAGGACCCACGAAGCCAAGCUGGUUGCAGCGUGGAAGGAUGUCACAGAUGAUAAAACUGCAACAGACUGGGCACUAUUUGGAUAUGAUGGGCACUCCAAUACACUCAAGGUUGUCUCCACUGGGGAUGGUGGACUGACAGAGUUAAGCGAGGAUUUGAACAGUAACCAAAUAAUGUACGGGUUCUGCCGCAUGAUGGAUCCAAAGACCAGCCUUCCCAAAUAUGUGCUCAUCAACUGGCAAGGCGAGGGGGCGCCGAUGACUCGGAAGGGCUCAUGCACGAACCACAUGCGUGACGUGGCCGCCCUGCUGCACGGCCACCACGUGACGGUGCAGGCGCGCGACGAGGACGAGGUGGACGAGGAGGCCAUCCUGGAGAAGCUGGCGCGCGCCGGCUCGUCCGUCUACAACUUCCGGCAGCGCUCGACCGAGACCAGUCCGCAGACCAAGCCGGUGGGCUCUAACUACCGACGCAUCGUGCCGGCGGCCGAGAUCGACCUGAGCGCGCGCGACCGGUUCUGGGAGCAGCAGGAGCAGGAGGAGCGCCAGCGCCAGCAGGAGGAGCUGCGCCGCGCCGGCGACGAGAAGGCCCGGCUCGAGACCGAGCGCAACCGGCGCGAGAUGGACGAGGCCAGGUCGCGCGAGCACCAGGCGCUCGAGCGGAGCCGCAGCAUCAACGAGGCCCGCCAGGCGGAGCGUAAGGCAGAGCGCGUGCUAUCACAGAGCGACCAGGAGGCGGCGCGCUGGCAGGAGCACCGCGAGCAGGACCGGCUUGACGAGGAGGAGCGCAAGCACCGCGCCGACCGACUCCGGAUGGAGCGCAAACAGGAGGCGCAGCAGCUGAUCGGGCACCGGACGGGCGCGGCCCGGGCCGUGUUCGAGAGCCACACGGCCGCUGGCCAACUGACUAGCCCCACCAGCCCGGUGGGCGGCGCGUCCGGCGGCGUGGCGCGCCGCUGGCCGCCCGUCGCCGCCUCACAUUCCACGGACCAGCAGUCGACGGCCGGUCGGCUCCCGCCGGCCCACCAGAACGGCUCGUCAACGGCGCCCGUCGCCAACGGACACCAGCGGUCGGGCGGCGGCCCGCAGCCGGAGCCGGAGCCGGAGCAGCGCGGCGCGCCGGACGGCGGCCUGCUGACGGGCGAGGUACAGAUCACGACGGUGACCGGAGAGCUGGCGUCGGUGGCCAUCUCGCCCGAGCACGGCCUCUGUGCCCAGGCGCUCUACGACUACCAGGCCGUGGACGAGACGGAGAUCACGUUCGACCCGGGCGACAUCGUCACCAACAUCGAGCAGAUCGACGAGGGCUGGUGGCAGGGCGUGUCGCCGGCGGGUCAGUUCGGCCUCUUCCCCGCCAACUACGUCCAGCUCAUCAACGCCUGAGCCGGCAGCCAAACCGCAACGUGCGCAACUCCUCACCCCUCGCGCUGUUCUCCUCCCUGCCGCCGGCGGCGCCCCUCGCACGGCGCCGCCGCCGUCUUCUCGCUUACUCGUGCGCGCACUAACCCGUUAUAAGUGAUCAUGUGAUAGAUUUAUGUGUGUUGUUUCGGCGCCGGCCUGCGCCAGGCUAAAUGGGAUCCGGGCUGUGGCGGCGCGCGCCGGCGCGUGCGCGGGCUUGCCGUCUUCUGCAUAUCUGUUGUCUACCCAAAGCUUCUAUUUGUAAGUUUCUAGGCGUUGAGACGUUCCACUGAUACCUCGUUGGAAUAGAUGGCUGUUUUUGG